UCCGGAUAUGUAGCUGAUGAAGACAGCAUGUCGCAGGGACUUCCUGUUUUGCAGUCUGUCAACGUUAUACAAAGGUCCCUAUUCACUCAUCUACUCAGAUAAUCUACUCGGAACACUCAGACAGGAGUUGUCGGUCCCACGUCUGGAUCCACCAUGGAGCCCAUAAUGAAUCACAUUUGGCCGAGAGUCUUCCAGCGGCUCUACAGAACCUCAGUACUUGCCAGGAGGACCCAUUCAGGAUGUGCUGAACAGGCCACUGUUCCCGCCUCCACCAACUCCAAACGCAUCAAACCCACACUCCUGGUGUCCCGCCUCUACCAGCCCUCAAACCUGCGUGAUGUGGGGCCGGACAGCCGGCUGCAGGGAGAGAUGACUUGUAAGAGUCAAAGGCUCAUGCAGCAGGCCGGGCUCAUCCAUCCGUCCAAUCCCGGUUGUUACUACUACCUUCCUGCCAUCGUCCGCUCCAUGGAGAAGCUGGUGAGAGUAAUUGACCAAGAGAUGCAGGGGAUCGGUGGGCAGAAGUUGGACAUGCCCAGCUUGUGCUCCGCUCAUCUCUGGAAAACCAGUGAGCGCUGGGACUUGAUGGGAAAGGAGCUGUUCCGCCUGAAAGACCGCCACGGAGCCGAGUACUGCUUGGGUCCCACGCAUGAGGAGGCGGUGACGACUCUGGUCGCUCACCAGACGACUCUCUCCUACAGACAGCUCCCUCUGCUUCUCUAUCAGAUCACUCGCAAAUUCCGAGAUGAACCAAAGCCGAAGUUUGGUCUGCUCCGAGGGAGGGAGUUCUACAUGAAGGACAUGUACUCAUUUGAUGUGAGUGAAGAAGCAGCUUACGAGACCUAUGAAUCUGUGUGCCAGGCAUACACCAGGCUCUUUGCUCGGCUGGGUCUGCGUUGCGUUCAGGUGCAGGCGGAUACGGGCAACAUCGGCGGUAAACUCUCCCACGAGUUCCAGCUGCCAGCAGACAUCGGCGAGGACCGGCUUCUGGUCUGUGGACGCUGCUCCUUCUCUGCUAAUGUAGAGACCAUGUCAUCAGACAGAACUGACUGCCCACAGUGCAAAACUGGCAAGCUGGUCGAGUCAAAAGGUAUAGAGGUCGGCCACACCUUUUACCUGGGUAAAAAGUACUCUCAUAUAUUCAGUGCCACCUUCAGCAAUGCACAGAACAAGCCUGUUAUUGCAGAGAUGGGCUGCUAUGGUCUUGGGGUAACCCGUAUUCUCGCCGCAGCCAUUGAAGUUUUGUCAACAGAAGAGGGGAUUCGCUGGCCAGGCCUUCUCGCCCCUUACCAGGUGUGUGUUUUACCCCCAAAGAAGGGCAGUAAGGUGGAUGACGCGGCAGUUUUAGCAGAGGAACUGGUUCACACUUUGGGAGAGAGCGGGCCUCAUUUGAGAGGUGAAGUUGUUCUUGACGACCGCACACAAAUGACCAUUGGAAAGAGGCUGAAGGAUGCCAGCAGCCUCGGCUACCCGUAUGUUAUCGUAGUAGGACAGGGAGCUCUGGAGGAAACACCCAGGUUUGAGGUGAUUUGUCAGGAGACAAGUGAGACAAUGUUUCUCAGUAAAGAUGGACUAUUAGAUCUUCUGGGAAGAGUGGAAACUGUGUGAAUAACAACUCUGAAAGUGAAAAUGCACGUUUUAUUUUAUGUUUGUUGGUAUGAUGCAAUCAGUGAGGUGGUGGGUGAAGAACAGAAAAGCCUUAUAUGUUUUUGGUCUAAGAGGACUGGGAGUUUAUUUAUGUAAACUUUAAAUUUACCAACUGUCACGACAAAAGUUCCAUAUUGAACCUUUGGGAUAUUAAAUUGCAUUUGGUUCUUGUUGUAAUAAACAAGAAUUGUUCAAUUU
Cyclopterus lumpus (lumpfish) is the source of this 1842-nucleotide messenger RNA. RefSeq names its product prolyl-tRNA synthetase 2, mitochondrial (gene pars2). Gene Ontology annotation, molecular function: ATP binding; proline-tRNA ligase activity. Bases 154 to 1605 code for a protein of 483 amino acids. NCBI's taxonomy places the organism in Eukaryota, Metazoa, Chordata, Actinopteri, Perciformes, Cyclopteridae. The record is from RefSeq and is a predicted model, not a curated record. Gene Ontology annotation, cellular component: cytoplasm; mitochondrion. The transcript is spliced from 4 exons. Gene Ontology annotation, biological process: prolyl-tRNA aminoacylation.